Molecule: messenger RNA, 435 nt
Organism: Malassezia vespertilionis
Lineage: Eukaryota; Fungi; Basidiomycota; Malasseziomycetes; Malasseziales; Malasseziaceae
Exons: 3
Coding region: 1-435 (144 amino acids)
Source: RefSeq, a predicted model, not a curated record
AUGCAGCGCGUGCUUUUUGGCCAAAAAGAUAUACUGGAGCAAGCUUCGCGGCACCAUGUUACGCUGAAGCACCAGGAAAUGCAGGCGUACCUCACAUUAUCGCCGGUAGGCAGAACACUUUACCCUACUGCAAAACAGCUGCUCGAACUUGGCAGCUAUUUCGGCGCGCUUCCUGUGCACCAUGGGCUAUGGCAAUCUGCUGUCGAGACCCGCGAGACGCGCCGCUUGGUCGUGAAUCCCGUGACAAUCAAGAAAUUCGCACAAUCCGCGGAUGAUAGCUCGGUCGCGGCGCUGGAGACGAUUCAUCAGGUCGAGAUGAUACACGUAUCUGCAGGCCACCGCAGGCUGGCCUACCUCUCCCCGACGCAUCCCGACAAGCCUGGUCUGUGCACGUAUUCCGUAACGAGGUGCGCACCAACUUUUUGGGCAAACUAA